This is a messenger RNA of Rosa chinensis, 1816 nucleotides long. RefSeq names its product disease resistance protein RPV1-like. Lineage: Eukaryota; Viridiplantae; Streptophyta; Magnoliopsida; Rosales; Rosaceae. Gene Ontology annotation, biological process: signal transduction; defense response. The transcript is spliced from 2 exons. Bases 345 to 1790 code for a protein of 481 amino acids. The record is from RefSeq and is a predicted model, not a curated record. Gene Ontology annotation, molecular function: ADP binding.
AUAAUUGUAAGAGAUAUGUUAUACAUAUUUGUCUUUUACAUGAUCAUCAGUUUACCAUCGAUCUCCAACUCUUCAUAUCAUCGGUCGUGUGAACUCAUUACCAAAAAUGUAGCUAUUUGAAUAUUCGAAUCCGUGUCAAAGAAAGUUCUCUCUCUCUCUCUCUCUGUCUCUCUCAAAAUGGCUCUGCACUCUGGGAAACACUGAAGGAGGCGAUCGUGGCCUACACAGGCCUAUCUCCGGCGACCUUCUUCACACUCUUGGCUCUGCUCGUGACAGCUUACCAUGUGCUUUCUGGGCUUUUUGGGUUGUCCCAUACCCACCAGCGGCCCAGGAGCUUGAAGGAGAUGCAGCGUCUGCCGCCGCCGGUCCAGCUCGGCGAGAUCACCGAGGAGGAGCUGAGGCAGUACUAUGGCUCCGUUCCCAAGAAGCCUCUGCUUACGGAUUCAAUGACUCCUUCCUCUUCUCCUCUCACCCGUUCAUGUCCAUACGAUGUGUUUUUGAGUUUUAGAGGUGUGGAUACACGAAACAACUUCACAGGCCAUUUGCACACUUAUUUGGUUCAGAAGGGAAUUAAUACCUUCAUCGAUGACGAUGAGCUUAGAAAAGGAGAAGAAAUAUCAUCUGCACUUCUCAAAGCAAUUGAAGGGUCAAAGAUUUCUAUAGUCAUAUUCUCUGAAAACUACGCAUCCUCAGGGUGGUGUUUGGAUGAACUUGUUAAAAUCCUUCAAUGUAUGGAGUUGAAGAAACAAUUGGUUUGGCCGGUGUUUUACAAGCUGGAUCCUUCCGACGUACGGUACCAGAAGGGUAAAUUUGGUCAGGCACUUGAUAAACAUGAGUGCAGAUUCAAGGACAACAUGGACAAGGUACAAAGAUGGAGGUCGGCUCUUAGAGAUGCAGCAAAUUUAUCAGGGUGGACUUUCUUGGACGGGCAUCAUGAAGCUAAGUUUAUUAGUAAGAUUGCUGAAGAUAUUUCAGCACAAGUAUCAAAACGUAGCUAUUUAAAUGUGGCAAAGUAUCCCGUUGGAAUAGACUCUCGUGUACAAGAUAUGCUUAAGCUUUUAGAUGUCGGAGGUGGUGAGGUUCGCAUGGUUGGUAUAUGGGGUAUUGGUGGGUUAGGCAAAACAACAAUUGCUAAAGCUGUUUACAACUCAAUUGCCCAUAAGUUUGAAGGUUGCUGUUUCUUGGGAAAUGUUAGAGCAGAUUCAGUACCCCAUCCAGGCCUAGUUCGACUACAAAAUAAUCUUCUUUAUGAGAUUUUAGGGGGCCAGGAAAUGAAGAUGACCGAUGUUGAUAGAGGAAUUCAGGUGAUAAAGGACAGGUUGGGUAGCAAAAGGGUUCUCUUAGUUCUUGAUGAUGUGAAUGAAUUGAACCAGUUGGACAAAUUAGCUGGAGGAUUGGAUUGGUUUGGUUGUGGAAGCAGAAUUAUCAUAACAACAAGAGAUAAACAUUUGCUAAUUGCACAUCAAGUCUAUCCUAUAUAUACUGCCAAGGCAUUAGAUAAUGAUGAAGCUCGUAACCUCUUGACUUUGAAUGCCUUCAAGGAAAACAGAAAUCCAGAUGAGUGUGUGAAAUUCCCAAUUGAUACUGCUCUACUGUAUGCUCACGGCCUUCCAUUAGCUAUAAACAUUUUAGGUUCACUUCUCUGUGGUAAGGGUAUAAAUCAAUGGCAUGCUGCAUUAGAUGGUUACAGAAGAUUUCCUAACAGCGAUAUCCAAAAAGUCCUUCAAAGAAGUUACAAUGCAUUGGAAGAUCCGUUGAAAGAAGCAUUUCUCGACAUUGCAUGUUUCUGAAAAGGUGAAGAUAAGGGGUAUGUGAU